AUGCCCGAGGCAGUGGUCGACUCCAAAUCUCCCAAGCCUAGUCGUCCUCUUUCCAAAGGCGACAAUCCUCCUCCUCGUCACGCUCACUUUGACCUCCCCAACCCGAAAGCAAAACCCUCCGCAGCCAACGAUAUCAAUCCUGAAGAAAAGGCUCCGAAAAACACACAGCCCGACUCCCACCCACAAGUCGGUCAGCCGCCUCUUCCCAAUCUCAACCGUCCCCCUUCUGGCCAGUGGUACACAGCUGUCGAUCCGACUCGCAGUGUAAAUCUUCCUGGUGCGCAGCCGGCAUACGCACAAUCCUACUUUUCUCAUCCUCAUCCUCAAGGUGGCCAUUUUCAACAAACUUUUGUUCACGGAGGGCCUUAUCAAGCUCCCAACAUGGGUGACUAUCAGAAUUGCGUGCCUCCUCCUAUGGGGGUGAAUUUUCAGCCUCCUGUGCCGGAUACUACUUUUGGACCGAUUCCGCACGUUUACGUGCCUAGGUUUGAUGGUGUUCCCGUGUAUGGGGGCGGUGUUCAAGUUUGUUCUCCUUCGUUUUUGUCUUCUUCCCCUUAUUUUGUUUCUGCUCCGCCCUCUCCGCCAACGAUAACCGUGGUUAUGCCCAAGACGUUUUAUCUCGGGGGGUACAACUAUGCAAGUGCUCGUUACUUGGCAGCUACGCCGGGCUACGUUCUCCAACCGGGCAUGAUGCCCAUGCAGCAGCCCGUCAUGCUCAACGGCCAAGCCUACGUGCCUGCUCCUAGUAUGCCCAGCCAGCCCAUGAUGAGCACAGCGGCUGGCAUCCCAGCUCCCAUGAUGGCCACCACCGCCCCGGGAGUAGCUGGCCCCGUCCCCAUCAUCCCAGGUAAUCCCCCUCCUUCCACUGCCAUGCCCGACGUAUCUGGCAUGGGGCGCACGCCCAACGAGGAGAUGCUCCGCCAGGUUGAGUUUGCGUACAGCAACCGCCUGUUUGAGCCGCAGGACUUUAAGCCUGCUGAUGAUGAUCCUUCUCGUUUCUACUAUGUUCGUGAGGUUGACGGGAACUGGACCCAGCGCAACCGUUUUACUAUUGAUCACAUGGGAGAUUGCAGAUGGUAUGUCACUGAUGAGGGGUGGUUUUAUGCCGUGAGAUUGCCAGAUUGA
Pochonia chlamydosporia 170 is the source of this 1125-nucleotide messenger RNA. RefSeq lists its product as hypothetical. The transcript has 2 exons. The record is from RefSeq and is a predicted model, not a curated record. Lineage: Eukaryota; Fungi; Ascomycota; Sordariomycetes; Hypocreales; Clavicipitaceae. The coding region runs from base 1 to 1125 and encodes 374 amino acids.